Molecule: messenger RNA, 3044 nt
Organism: Scatophagus argus
Lineage: Eukaryota; Metazoa; Chordata; Actinopteri; Scatophagidae
Product: PR domain zinc finger protein 12-like
Exons: 6
Coding region: 219-1415 (398 amino acids)
Biological process (GO): neurogenesis
Cellular component (GO): nucleus
Molecular function (GO): histone methyltransferase binding
Source: RefSeq, a predicted model, not a curated record
CUCUCUCUCUCUCUCUCUCUCUCUCCUCCCUCUCCUCACAGAGAUGUUGGAGGAGGUGGUUGGAGCUGCUAUAAGACCCGCACACAGUCUGACCCCCGUCACGUUCAGACAGACGACACGUUCACUCGCUUCUCGUCCCAACAGGUGGAGCUUGUGACUCCAGCAGCUGUCCUCAAACUCAGUGCUCGUGCGCCGCGCGCAGCAGCUCCCGGCCGGCCAUGGGCUCCGUCCUGCCGGGCUCCUCGUUGGGCCUGAAGCCGGGCUUCAAGCCGCAGCAGCCGCUGUCGCUGGCGGACAUCAUCACGUCGGACAUCCUGCACAGCUUCCUGUACGGCCGCUGGAGGCACGUGCUGGGCGAGCAGCACCACCAGCAUCACGCGCACCAGCAUCACCUGCAGCACGAGGACCGCACGGCCCCGAGCGCGAGCCCCAAGACCGCCUUCACCGCCGAGGUGCUCGCGCAGUCCUUCUCCGGAGAGGUCCAGAAGUUGUCCAGUUUGGUUUUACCCAGUGAGGUGAUCAUCGCUCAGAGUUCGGUCCCAGGUGAAGGUUUGGGCAUCUUCUCCAAAACGUGGAUUAAAGCAGGAACAGAGAUGGGACCGUUCACAGGACGCCUCAUCUCACCUGAACACAUCGACCUGUACAAGAACAACAACCUCAUGUGGGAGGUGUUCAAUGAGGACGGGACGGUCAGGUAUUUCAUCGAUGCCAGUCAGGAGGAUCAGAGGAGCUGGAUGACGUACAUUAAGUGCGCGAGGAACGAGCAAGAGCAGAACCUGGAGGUGGUUCAGAUCGGCAGCAGCAUCUUCUACAAGGCCGUGGAGACGAUCCCUCCGGACCAGGAACUGCUGGUCUGGUAUGGAAACUCCCACAACACCUUCCUGGGAAUCCCUGGCAUCCCCGGAGGAGACGAAGAACAGAACAAAAAGAACAAGAACGAUGAGUUCCACACCUGUGAAGGCUCCUCCUCCUCCUCCUCCGCCUCCUCCACCUCCUCCGCCUCCGCCUCCUCCAGUCUGGGUCGAAUGCGUUGUGUCAUCUGCCACCGUGGAUUCAACUCGCGCAGCAACCUGCGCUCACACAUGCGCAUCCACACGCUGGACAAACCGUUCGUCUGCCGCUUCUGCAACCGCCGCUUCAGCCAGUCCUCCACCCUGAGGAACCACGUCCGGCUGCACACCGGCGAGCGCCCGUACAAGUGCCACGUGUGCCAGUCGGCGUACUCGCAGCUGGCCGGCCUGCGGGCGCACCAGAAGAGCGCCAGACACCGACCCACCGGAGACGCUGGGGCCGCGGGGGCAGGCGUGGUGGUGCACGCGGCUCACUCCCCUCCUCCCCCUCCUCACCCACCACAGCUGACCACCAUGCCUCACCCAGCAUCGCUGGUCCACCACAUACCCACCAUGGUCCUGUGAGGGGGCGGGGUCAUUCAGACAGACAGACAGACAGACAGACAGACAGACAGACAGGCGUCUUGUAACUUAGAAAUAAGCUCAAAUGUUUGAACACACUAAGACAGGAAGCUGCUCCCACACAGGUGCGAAUUCUUUCAGCAAAUCAAAUAGCUUUGCUGCUGAGCGCAUUUCCAAUCAGCCAAUCAGAGCUUUGAAGAUGAGACCUCAAGAGUCAAAACCCCAAAUCACUUAACUCGUGACUCCACACAAUAAUGCAAGAGUGAAUUUCAGCCAAACUCUUUGAACCAGCAAAUGGUUUUCAGCACACUGAGAUUCAGGUGUUUCCCCAUCACUGGCACCACAUGCAGCGCACUGCUGGACUUAGGUUUGCUGCUGGCUAAUAAUUUACUAAAUAAACUACACACUUAAACAACUAUACAGCUGCUACCUGAAGUUACUUUACAAACAACAAACUGAACACAGGACGUUUGUACAUUAUAUGCAUGUGCGCACACACACACACACACACACACACACUUACCAGAGGACAGUCAGGUAAGCACAGACUCAAGCUGUGGUUAAAGUCAGCAGGGAUUUGCUGACUUUGCUGACUGUUUCAUGAACAGAUGCAUGAUGGGACAGCCUGUUACUCCAGCUUAUCAUGUCAGUUUAAAUCAUGUACCUGUGAGAUGUCGUGCUUUGGUUUGCAUGCAAUGGUUCUCUGUUAAAGAUUGUAAUGUGUGUGUUCAACACUGGGAGGCGCUACAGUCUGAGCACUGAGGCUUCUUCAGAGGAAUCCACUGAGUUUCUGUAAAAUGGUGCUGUUGGUCACUUUACAGGAAAUCAGUCCCAUGCUAACAGCUCCUUAUGUGGAGUAUUACUGAGCACUGAUGUUUAAGUUCACGUUAGCAUGAUGCUGUAGGCCUUUACAACUUGCUAGUCGUAGCAAAGUCCGUGAUAAUAAGUUAGCAUGGGACAAAGCAACAAAGUCACAAAAGAUAUUUUUAAUCCUGUUUGCAUGUGAUCAAAACAAAGAAAAAGAAAACUUUUUUAGGGACUUUGAGUGCUUUGCUCCACCUUAGCCUGAUGCUAACAUGUUAGCCGGAGUGAUUUCAUCUCUCUUCUGCUGUACUGACUGGUCAGUAAAUCUGCUAAAAGCUCAGCAGAUUCCUUUAAAGAAGCUCAUCACUUAUUGAAAAAGACAGAGCCUGAAAUCUAAAAUAUUUUAUUAUCAUUAUUAUGUUUGUUGGUUUUAAGAUGCAUGCUGAGACCCAAUUUAGGUCUCAGGCAGGUUCAGUUGACACCUGUUAAAAAAUAUUAGAAUCUAAAUUUCUAAUCUUUGUAAGUGUUUCUGCGUGAUUUCUUUCCCAUGAUCUGAUUUCUGUAUUAAUCUGUUGUUAAAUUAUCAAAAGACGAAGAAUCGCUGACUCUCUUCAGCCGGCAGCUGCCAGUCGGCCGUCAAAGAAAAGAAUGUGAAUUAUAAACAUGAGAUCUGCUUUAUGGCCAGAAUAUAAUUCAGCUGUCACUUUAUCUCUGUAGAUGUAUAUGUACAAGGUCAUAUAUGACACAUGUAUCAGUAUAUGAAGUAUGCUAUGUUGACUUCUAUAAAGAACAUUGUAUUUGAGCCUAUAAACUCCUAAUAAAGUAUUA